This is a messenger RNA of Lasiosphaeria miniovina, 387 nucleotides long. RefSeq lists its product as uncharacterized. The record is from RefSeq and is a predicted model, not a curated record. NCBI's taxonomy places the organism in Eukaryota, Fungi, Ascomycota, Sordariomycetes, Sordariales, Lasiosphaeriaceae. The transcript has a single exon. Bases 32 to 322 code for a protein of 96 amino acids.
CCCUACCCGCAUAAAGAAGUUGGUCACAGACAUGGCCUCCGCCAGCGGAGUUCGUGCCGUGCCUGCCAGAACAACUACCAACGACGAAACUAUCGGGUGCCGCUUAGACUUUGGCCCAAAGCUGGCAGGUGAUAAGCGCCAGUACAAUUUCCAGCUUAAUAAGAACGCUAGAAACACUAGCGUGAAGAAGCUGGCUCAGAAGAACAGCCACAAGGUCUGGUCAGAAGCGGAAAUUCAACAAAAGUCCGAGCCUACCGAUUCCGAGUCGAAAACCAUAGUCGAGGGCUUUUUCGACAAGCUGGAGUCUAACAUGAAGACCUAAUGUCGGGGCCGCACUCAGACUCUGGGGUAGGGCGAGAGGCGAGGGGCCGGAGGGGGGGCUUGCUG